AUGGUCAAACAAAAGCUAAAAUGGAUGAAUGCUGACAAGACAUUAGGUCAGAUCCGGGGUAUCCAGCCUGGCGACAUGUUCAAACUUAGGUUACAGCUUCAAAUGGUAGGUCUUCAUUGCCAACUACUUAAUGGUAUAGAUUACACCAGCAUUGAUGGAAAGAAUCUUGCUAUAAGUAUAGUUGACUCUCAUCGUUACUCAAACCAAAGUCAAUCUUGUGAUGUGCUUACUUAUUGUGGUGAAGGUGGUGGGGCCGGGUUCUUAGGGUCUAAGCCACAGGUGGCACCUGAUGAUCAAAAACUUGAAAGGGGUAAUCUUGCUUUGAAGAACAGUAUGAUUAAGAAAAGUCCUGUUAGGGUGAUUAGGAAACUUGUUGGAGUUGGACUGAAGAACAAUGAAGUGUUUGUGUAUGAUGGGUUGUAUACUGUGAAGCAUUGUAAACAUAAAAGAGGUUCAGAAGGGAAUAUGAUGUUCAUGUUUGAACUGCAUAGAAUGCCUGGUCAACCUCAAGUUCAUAAAAGGGUCAAUGCUAUACCAGGUGAUGUCACUUCACCCCAUCAUUCCACCUUUCAAAUGCUUUAG
Messenger RNA from Lactuca virosa, 582 nucleotides. NCBI's taxonomy places the organism in Eukaryota, Viridiplantae, Streptophyta, Magnoliopsida, Asterales, Asteraceae. The record is from the annotation of a GenBank genome assembly.